AGGAUCAGGGAAAACAGGAACUAUUUUAUCAGGUUCAUCUAUAGCAUGUGCUUCCGCUUGUAGUAAUUGGCUUUUGAUAAAUACUGAUAUUUCCUACAUAUUUUCCACAUGCCAUGAACUAUAGAUGAGAGAUACAGUAAAACUAUUUUCUCUUAAAAAUCAAGUUUAUCUGCAUGGAUAAAUAUUUAAAAGUAAAUAUAUAUUAUAAUGCUCAAGCAAUGAUGAAAGGAUAAAUAAUUUAAAUUGACUUAUUUUAAAGAAAGCAAAUUUUUCGAAUUUUCAUAAAACUUCAAAAAGUUCCUAAAAAUGGAAAUCUAUAACAUAUGUCGAUUAAUUUUGAUACUUGUUCUUUUUCGAGCUUCAGAUGCUGAGGUUUCUUUAAAAGAAGUAAAUUGUUCUUCAGCAGUUUCUGAUUGCCCUCCGGAUAUCACCUGCAGAGUUAAUUGCAAUGAUGACUGUAUUAAAAAUGAAGAGGAUGUCUUUGGAACUGUUUUUUAUCCUGAGUUUUCACCUAUUUGUAAAUCAGCUAUCCAUGAUUUUCGAAUUUCUAUGUGGAAUUCUUCAGAAAGGACUGUCACUUUCCAACGAGAUCAACCAAAAAAUGUAUUCUUUGGAUCCAAGCGAAUGCACAUUUCUUCCAAUUUGAAAGAUGUUCAUGAAGCAGGAGAUGCCAUUUCUAGCUAUAAAUUCUUGAGCCCUUACAUCUCUGAAAAUCUCUUGGAUGUUGCAUCACUUCAUACAGACUAUUUGUUUGGAGAAAAAGGAUUACAUAACCAGUUCUGUUUUGUUAGUAAAAAAAGUACAAAUUUAAAAUUUGAUCAAUAUUGCAAUACAAAUAUUGAGAAACCAUGUGUACUUCUAGCUACUAGAGGCGGUGUGGGCUUAUUACAAGCAGAGUGGAAAGUUGAAACUAAAAAUGAUGAAAAGUUAAAUGCUGGAUACCAAUGUUUUCCAGAAAAUAAGACAUUGUCUACAUUAACAUCUUUAGCUUUUAGAAAGGAUGCAUACUUUUAUCCUACCACAUUAACAAAAACUGUAAGUGUGCAUGAAGAAGUCACUUUGCAGAUGACUGAAAAUGGGGUUUGUGGAGAUAAAGCUACUGUUUGGAGAAAAGAUAGAGGUCAUGCAAUAACACAAGAUGUCAGCCGAACUUCAAUCUUUUUUCCAAAAGUUGAAGUUGGUCAUGCUGGUAUUUACAGCUUGGAGUGCAGCAAUUCAGAUGUCAGCAGAGCUGGGUUUGUUCAUCUUAUUGUCAGAGCAUGUCCUAAUGGGAAGCAUGGUAACCUUUGUUCCAAAGACUGUCCUGAGUGUUUAAAUGGGGGCAUAUGUCAUGAUUUAAAUGGAGAGUGUGUAUGUCCUCCAGGAUUUUAUGGACCAAUGUGUGAAAAAGCUUGUCCCUCUGGUACUUUUGGAAGGAAUUGCAACAUGAAAUGUUCCUCAAGUCCUUUUGCUGAUGAAAUGGCAUGUAAAGGAGCUUCAAUAUGUUUACCUCAUCCAUAUGGCUGCUCUUGUGGUGCUGGUUUCAAAGGAAUAUUUUGCAAUGAGACUUGUAAACCUGGUACUUUUGGAGCUGGAUGCACUGAGACGCGCCAGUGCCAUUGUUCUAAUGGAAAAGGUUGUGAUAUUUUUACUGGCUCUUGUGAUGGAGAGUGUGCUGAUAAUUGGUUUGGCAAACAUUGUGAUAAUUAUAUGGCUGCAUUGUCCUUUGAUUCACCUUCAUCUUCUGCUGUUAAUUUAACAUGGAAAGCACCAUCUGAAUUUAUUCUACUGUUAUUCUUGGUUUAUUCUACAUUGAAUAUCAGCAUCCUGGGUGGAAUCAAGUUUUUUUAGAAUUGCUGAAAGGCUUCAGUAGAUUGUAAUAAUAUAUCUUUUAUAUUAGAUAAAUUUGGAGACUUUUCUAUUUUUCUUAUAGUAGAAUAAGAUUGAAUCUGAAUACAGUGCUUUAAAUGACAGUAAAGUAUAGGAAGUUAUUGUGUAAAUAUCGCUGAAGUAACUGGAAAUUAUUUUUGUAUUCCCUUCUUGGCUUAUUUGUUUAUUCUUCCUCUCCAUAUUCAUCAAAGAUUUAAGUUAGCUAUUUUUGCUGAUUGGUUUUAAUGGAAAUAAAUGAUCUACAAAUAUAGAAAUUUGGUUUUAUUUAUUAAAAAAAAUGUAAAUAUGUCCCCCCCCCCACAUUUUU
Messenger RNA from Argiope bruennichi, 2176 nucleotides. Its product is annotated as tyrosine-protein kinase receptor Tie-1-like. The record is from RefSeq and is a predicted model, not a curated record. Bases 307 to 1830 code for a protein of 507 amino acids. Lineage: Eukaryota; Metazoa; Arthropoda; Arachnida; Araneae; Araneidae. The transcript is spliced from 12 exons.